AUGUUUAAAUUACUUUUUUUAACAAUAUCAUCAGAAUUAGUCCUGGGAAAUAUUUUUUUAAAUCAUGUUAACCACAUGGAAUAUUAUCGAAACAAAACACGACCAACCAAGGCGUUUAAUAGUUUUUCCACGAGUUAUUUUAACCAGAAUUUCUUACAAAAACCUGUGAGGGAAAAAGUGCAGUGUGGUACCAGAACUGUGGACUUCACUCUAAGGAGAGGAAAAAUUGUGGGGGGCUCCGAAGCCCCCUAUGGCGCAUUUCCAUGGCAGGUGGAGAUUCAGAUGUUGGAUCCGAAUAAGUUGGCGUUUGAGCACCACUGUGGGGGCGCUGUAAUCGCAGAGCGUUUAGUGUUAUCAGCCGCCCAUUGUUUUGAUAAGCAACCGCUAGAACUGGAGCAUCUGCGCCUGGUGGUUGGUGAACACCGACUCAAGAUUCAGGACAGGCACGAGAACAGAUUCCUAGCGGAAAAGGUGGUUCCACAUCCCGACUUUAGAAAGGACGGUCCUCACUCGAACGACAUUGCCCUGGUCCUAGUGGCACGUUCAGGGUCUGGAGUUCAGUUCAACUCACACGUUAGACCCAUUUGUCUCCCGGAUACAUUGGAUACGGCUGGCCGGUGGUGCGCUGUCAGUGGAUGGGGGUACCAGGAAGAGGGAACAGAGCAAAAAUUUGCUCCUAUACUAAGAGCUGCUGCUGUACCAAUCCUCGACUUGGCCACUUGCAGAAAGGAACAGGUUCUAGGAGGACGGCAGCAGACCAUAUUAGACUCUAUGCUAUGUGCUGGGGUCCUAUCAGGCGGAGUAGACGCUUGUCGUGGGGAUUCUGGAGGUCCACUCGCCUGUAUGUCUGGGGACAGAUGGCAGAUUCACGGGGUCGUGUCUUGGGGUUCUGGUUGUGCCCGUAGGGCCCGACCAGGGGUUUAUACGCGAGUUGCGUCAUAUGUCAGCUGGAUUAGACGUACUGCUAUGAGCUUAGGACAUAAGUUAUAA
Molecule: messenger RNA, 990 nt
Organism: Pieris macdunnoughi
Lineage: Eukaryota; Metazoa; Arthropoda; Insecta; Lepidoptera; Pieridae
Source: the annotation of a GenBank genome assembly